CGAAUCAUCGGUAUCACGCGUUAUUUCUCGAAAUGGAAUACAAAAUUCUAAACCCCACAUUGUUCAAGUUUGAGGUCUAACUUAGCUCCCAAAAUUCUUCAAACUGUCAUGGCUUCUUCUUCUUCGCCCCAGGAGGAAUAUGUAACUGAGGUUACUGAAAAUUAUGAGACGAUGUGCUGGGGUUGUGGACUACGUGUUUUGAUUCCAUCAUGUGCAUCAGCUUUCAAAUGUGGCUGGUGUGGGGCCAUUACAGAUCAAAACAAACAGAAACGUGACCAGAAGUGCUUCAAGUGGAGAAUAGUGCGUGAUCGAUGCUUUGUUUCUGUUGUCCUCGUGUUUAUGUUCUUUGUAAUAUUUGGUGGAGUGUGGGCAGUUUAUCCUGUUGUCUUUUCUGUCAGUAUUCUUUGUGGAAUUUUUCACUCAAUCAUUACCGCAGUCUUGUCCAUAGUCACCAUUUUCUUUUUCAGCUUAGCAGCUUUUAGAUGUGCUGGCACACCACCUAAUAUAUUAUGGGGAAGCUACCCCACUGUAGGGAAAGGUGACCUAGAAAAUUAUACUUUCUGUCACUAUUGCUCAAAGCCAAAGUCACCUCUGGCUCAUCAUUGUCGGUCUUGUAGAAAAUGUAUUCUGGACAUGGAUCAUCACUGCCCAUUUAUUGGGAACUGUGUUGGUGCAGCUAAUCACCGCAGCUUCAUUGCCUUCCUUAUUUCUGCAGUGCUGAGCACAAUCUAUGUCUCUAUCAUGUCUGCAUAUGCAGGCUUGCAUACAUGGCCACCAUUGAAAUACUCUGUUAGACGUCUAAAUGGGGUUACUAGCGGUGAUCUGGUGUGGAGAGUUAUGAAUGAAAUUAUUGUUGCCUUACUGAGAUCUGCCCUACUUCUUUCCUCUAGGGGACUCAUUCUUGUUUAUCUCUUCAUUGCAAAUGUUUCAUUGCAGAUAGGAUUGAUUGUUCUUUUAUGGCAGCAGCUUUCCUAUAUAUACAAGGGGAAAACUUAUUUGAGUCACUUGAGUUCACAAGCAGACAAUGAAGAAGAAAAGAAAGAUUGCCAAAAUCUUGUUAGAUUUUUUGGUCUUCAAUAUUCUGUAACAAGAUUUUUGCCAAACUUCGGUGUUACUCGGAAAAGACAUGUAAAGUGAAAGUCAGGUUUUGUAGUCAACAACUUCUUUGACUCUUUUUGACAAUUUGUAACAAUGGACAACCAGAAUAUUUUUUCCAAAAAGAUCAUUUCAAUGUGUAUAUAUUUGCCAAGAGGGGUCAGGAAUGCCAAUCUCAUUUGUGUUGGCUGAUGAAUGAGAGCAUGUUUGGAAACUGGUUUGCAUCCUUUCAAACAGAAGUUCACUCAUUCCAUUACACUAAAUGAGGAAGCAAAAAAUUGGAACAUUGGCAUGGGCGUUUGUGUCGGUUUCAACUGAUAUUCUAACAUGCAAUUGGCUGCCUAUAUUUAGUAUGGAAUUUAGGGACAUGUUCAUCAUUGUGGAUUCUGACCGAAAUAAAAUGGAUUGCGUUCUAAAGGUUGAGCGUGGCUUGGUAUAUAUGUAGCUAUUGUGAAUA
Abrus precatorius (Indian licorice) is the source of this 1552-nucleotide messenger RNA. Its product is annotated as protein S-acyltransferase 11. Gene Ontology annotation, molecular function: palmitoyltransferase activity. The coding region runs from base 109 to 1137 and encodes 342 amino acids. The record is from RefSeq and is a predicted model, not a curated record. Lineage: Eukaryota; Viridiplantae; Streptophyta; Magnoliopsida; Fabales; Fabaceae. The transcript is spliced from 4 exons.